Dioscorea cayenensis subsp. rotundata (Guinea yam) is the source of this 1431-nucleotide messenger RNA. RefSeq lists its product as uncharacterized. NCBI's taxonomy places the organism in Eukaryota, Viridiplantae, Streptophyta, Magnoliopsida, Dioscoreales, Dioscoreaceae. The coding region runs from base 853 to 1332 and encodes 159 amino acids. The transcript has 5 exons. The record is from RefSeq and is a predicted model, not a curated record.
UCCUCCAUUACUGAAUUAGUAUGUUCUGAGAAAAACUAUACAAAAAUGCAGCGCUGGAAAUUCUUGUUUGCUUGCCUCUUCAUCCCGAUUGCAUAUGUUGUUGCUGGUGUUCUUACAAUCAUAGCAGAUAAACCUCUACAUGAGGAUGGGCAUAAUUGCCCACCUGAUUCGCCAGGAAAGGCAUAUAAGCUAGGAACUGCUUCUCUUUGUCUCAUGGGAGCAGCUCUCGCAAUAACCAAUGGUAUGUUUAAGUGCCCUCGAAUUCGUUCAAAAUCUGACUCUGCAAGGCCAUCAACAUCCAUGAAGGUGGCUUGGAUCACCUUUCUUCUAUUCUGGGGUAUCACUCUCACUGCAGCAAUAUUGAUCGGUGCAGCAAUUUCCACAGAUUACCCAAAGUCAAAAAUCUGUUCAGUCACGGAUCUACAUCUCCCAAGCAUCGGUGGAGCUCUCUGCUUCACUGAUGCUGUGGUUUCUACAAUUUAUGUCAUUUCCUCUAGUAUGUUAAAUACUGAAGAAUAAUACUUUAAUGAAGCGCAAUGAUGCCCAUCUUUGGCAUGAGAGUAUAAAUAAAAUACGUUAUUCCUCCAUAUUACCUGCUUUAGUUAAUGAAACAAAUUAUAUCUUUUAUGCUUUUGAUAAGAAAACAUUUUAAGGUUUGAACGCUUGCUUGUUCUUCCUGAUUAAGUAUCUAAGCUAAACAAGAAGCAAGGUAUGUCUAAAUGAAGACAUUUGCAGUAUAUUAAUACGUAAAACCUUGUAACUUCAAAAUACUAACAUGAAUGUCUCCUCUUUCACUCUUUGUGCUUUUCCUUUGUUAUAUAGAGAGAUCACCUCCUCUUCCCCUGUUCAAGAAUGGCAUCCUGGCUCAAACUCUCUCUGGUAUGCCUCUCAAUUGUGACGUUAGACGUCGGUGCUGGUAUCCUUGCCAUUAAAGCUGAGAAAGCUCAAAGCCAGGAAGCGAAUCCCUGUGAAGCAAAAUCAAAGACACUGGCUUACAAACUAGGCUUGGGUGCGGCUAUCCUAAUGCUAGUGGCUUUCAUCAUCACUGACACAUUCACCAACCGCCAUCGGUUUAGGCAACAGUCAGAACCUGCAAGGAAACCUGCAAGCAUGAGAGUAGCUUCAGUCACCUAUGUUCUUGCAUGGGCCAUAUUUAUCCUCGGAAUAGCUUUAAUGGGCGCAGCAGCAUCAACAGGUGAUCCAAAAAGGCGUCUUCCCUGCUCAUUCUCAAAGCAUCACUUGCUAGCUAUAGGUGGAGUUUUGUGCUUCAUUGAAGCAGUGGUUUGUGUAACAUAUCAUCUUGCUGCAAACACUGGAGAUAAAAAUUCUUAGAAUGAAACAAAAUUAUGUCUGUCUUUGGAAUUUGCUCAUCCAAUUGUGAUAAAUUAAAUUAAAUCAUAAAGCAGUCAAAAGUGAAAAUAUGACUAGUUU